AUGGAUAUAAUCUUGCAAACCAAACAACGUCAUUUCAGCAACAUAACGAAGCAAGACCUUGAACUUAUCCGCUCACUAGCAAACGAUGUGAACUUGGUCAUUAGACCGGCGGACAAAGGUGGAGGCAUAGUACUUCUUAAUUACUGUGACUAUCGAGUGGAACUUCUAUCCCAGCUUCAAGAUACAGACACCUACACCAAACUUAAGGGCGACCCUACAGCAU
This is a messenger RNA of Pelobates cultripes (western spadefoot toad), 223 nucleotides long. The record is from the annotation of a GenBank genome assembly. NCBI's taxonomy places the organism in Eukaryota, Metazoa, Chordata, Amphibia, Anura, Pelobatidae.